CUCUGGAUCCAACGCCUUCCAACGCCUCAUGGCUCAAACGCCUCCCAUUCAAACGGUUCCAUGCGUCACGGAUAAAAUCCAAGAAUUCCAGAACAAAAGUCCUUGCAGCGUCUCAUCCUGCCCAAGUCACCCAUCUCAUCUCUCGAUUCUAGAAAAAAUUUUCCCUCUCUCAAUUUUCACUGAUCUAUGCUCCACCAUCGGUUUCCAUUAAAAGCCUCGUCUCAAAGUCCCCUCGGCGGGCCUCCUGCCCGUCCCAAAUGCUGCAGAUAACGUGGUCGCUGUUAUCAGCAAAAGUGGCCACCUGAUCUCAGGUUGUCGAGUCCCCCAAAAACAUAUCCUCUGUGAUGAGAGACCCGUUUGCACCGGUCCUUGUAUAAUCUCCUCGUCGCACGGACUCUUACAAGAUUUGUUUUGCGUCCACUGGCGUACUUGCAUUUCCUACCAUUUGCCUUUCCGUCGCACUUCUACUUUCUUUUCCGACGGCCCAGCAAGCUGCUCCAUCGUCGGGCCUCGUCGUCAUGGACGCUGAGGAUUACCCUGGCUAACUAUAUUCUACCUAGGAGAGGAAUCGUGUCGUAUGUCGAAGGAAAAUGACUCACCCCAGGAAGGCUCGGCCAAUUCCAAUAUAAGAGAUUCCAGGAGAUUGUCGCUGUGGCACAUGUCAAUAUCGACACACACUUCUCCCAGUCCCGACAGUGCUGUUCAAGGAGGACGAGGCUCCGAGAAAUCCUCCCCCAAUGGAACACCUCUCAAUCUGAGGGAUGUCCUUAAGGACGGGUUGUCCAUUGGGGAUGCGCCAGAGGAGGCACGUUCCUGGCUUGUUAGUUUUGGAGACCUCAAACCAGGCACAGAUGUCUCUCGCAGAUUUCUGAACCUCCGGGAAGACCACCAUGGUGAUCAAGGCGCCGCCACGCUAUUGUCAUUGCUGAUCCAAUGGGUUCCUCUGUGGUCGCACAAGGCGGAGAAGGCUCGAAAGGAAGGCAAGAACUCGAAAUCUGGAUCCCUCAGAGAACUCAAGAGCCUUGACUGGUUGCUCCAGUACAUUUGCGACUUCGUGGAGCUGGGUCACUCGGAUUUUGAUCCUCUGGAGUUAUCCCGUGCUGUGGACACAGUCACUUCUCUAUGCCUCAAUACUAGCCGCCAGAGCGAUAUCAAUGGAGGCAUAAAUGUCCUGUACACCAUAAUGUCCCAUUUUGAUUAUCCGAGGAAUGGGCUCGAUCAGACUCUCGUGGUUUUGUGUGCUUCUGCUGCAAACCUACAGGAGUUGCCGAGCCACCUAUUCGACUGCGCUCGGAUAUUGGCUGCUGGUGACCUGCAACAACAAUUCAUGAAUACUCUCUACGCCUUCAUACGGACUCCCACUUUGAGCAACAACAGCAAAAAUCUUUCACAUGCCCGCGGCGCCACUCGGCUCUUGCGGAAUUUGAUCGAUGAACAACGCAAUGGAGGUGGUUUCAUAUUCUGCUUAGGAGACUUUUUAGAGCAAUUACACAUGGCUGCACAGCAAGGCAUUUUUCGAUUCUGCCAUGACAUCCUCAGCUCCUUGCAUGGGAUUCUUUCAAGCAAUCGGCCAAAAUCCGAACUGGCUGCCAUUGAUUUUACCAAAGCCGUGGAUAUUAUCAGGCUCUGCCUUCAAAUGACUCCUUCAGGCCAUCCGCAAGCAAAUGUGCUUCGCGUUACUUCGCCAGGGAUCAACCCUCAAGAGGAUGACAAGGAUCGCCAAUUUGAACGCCACUUUCGAGACCGGGAAACUGUGGCUAAAAGGCUAUCCCAUGACUUCAUGAAGCUGUGGGAUUUGCUGUCCCUCCCGGAUCGAGCCGCCGUCCACGAGCUCUUCCUGAUGUUUCCACAGUAUGCUGGCCAGGCUCAGUUGACAAUGACUCUGGACUAUGCGAAGGACAAAUACUUGUCGUCCGAGGACCACAACGUAAAGAGACAAUACUCGGACAAGAUCUACAAUGAUAUUGUUCUGAAUCACUCCCUCCCUCCGAUCUGUCGCUUGAAGGGAAUCGAGGUCCUAGUCCAGGCUAGUAAUUCCCCUUUGAGCGAGUCGCCAGGGCCCAGCGACGAGUCCCAUGUGGCAUACACCUGGAUUUUGGAUAGGUUACUUGACCAGAUUGAUGUUGAGCGCGAUGCCCAAGUCUUCGAAACGCUACUCAAAUCAUUGGACUACAUGGCUUCAAACUAUCAAGAGGCUGCGAAGGAACAGGCAUCAACCGUUCGCACGGUGGAGAAACUACACACGUUGAUCAUUGAGGGUCCCGCAGGAGUUGCUUUCAACGAUGAUCUAGCAAUUUUGGCGACAAAGGUGCUCGUUACUAUUUUCUGUUACAAUAUCCACAUCAAUGGUAGAGCAGCGGUCAGAGCCUUUGAGGUUCUGCUGGACGCAGCUAGUUCACGCUGCAAAUCGCGACCAGCUCGUCUCGUCUCAAAACGCCUCAUUUUCAGGGUACGAGCCGAUGACGCUGGCUUCAUCUACAUUGGCUCUCCAGGCGAAAGUCAACAUAUUGCCAGUGCGCUUGUGCGCACCCGAGAAUCGGCUGAAGCUUUCAACUCUGAGCUUCCCGCCUCGCAAAGGCAUUCAGCUAGCAGCAGCAGCUUGUCGACGAGAUCUGACGUUGGUGACCCUUUGUGGAUGUAUCCAGAUACCGAAGAUGUCUCUUACCCACUGGCGGGAAGAGUAUCCAGCGUUCUUAAUGUCGACAAAGGCGCAUAUCCGCAGGUUCAGGCAGAACUCGAUAUGGACACAUGGCUCAUGGCUAUCAUACGGUGCCUGCAAGCCGAUCAGGACUGGGAGACUUAUGGCUACACCGUUGUCCAUGUUGCUGCUCAACUGAGCAACAUUGCUCUCUUCCUCAAUUCGAUCCAAGCUGUCAUCAAGCUACGGCAAGUGCUGUGUGAACAGAUUGUCAACAAUACCUUCCGAGAGCCACCCCCGUCGACUGGGCUGAAGAAAUCGGACGUCGCCUUAUGCAUGUUCAACAUCUUGGUUCAGCUGAUACCUUAUGCUACCAUGAAAUCAGAAGCCAUCCAGAAAGGGUUUGGAGAUGACCUUGUUCGGGCUUUUCUUUCUGGUAUUGGUGGAGCUUGGGAAGCAACAUCGCGUGGCUGCAUUCAUGCACUGUCCCUAUGCAGCCUUGAAAUCCCUUCUUCGGUUGCGACUUUGUAUCCCACCAUUAUUGACAAGAUGUCCAAGAACAUGACACAGACCCACCUCACCACGCAUAUCCUGGAAUUUCUCAUCCAAGUCGCACUGUUGCCAGAAAUGCAUUCCAACCUCAAUCCAGACGAAAUUCAGAUGAUAUUUGGAAUUUGUAUCCAGUUUCUUGAGAAGACGCGAGAGCAACAGCACUCGUCGGUGACUUCGCCUCCCGGCAGAAUCAACCCAGCGUCAAGGCACAGUGGAAUGAAUUUUCGCCGGCCACCGUACCGAGCCGCCAUGUUGGCGGACACCGGAUUGCCUCAAUAUGCUGCUGCAUUGGCUUAUCACAACAUGAUCUUUUGGUUCUUGUCCCUUCGACUGGACAUCAGGGCGAAGUAUGUGCCAUGGAUCAUUCCGAGACUCGUCUGGAAGAAUGCGCGCGGAGAAGAGACUAUCGACGAGCAGAGCCAGGUUCUGAUCGACAUGAUGCAGAGAACAGCAUUCUCUGACCUUGGAGAGACUUCACCAGACCACAAUUUUGCAGCUCCUGAAGAUGGGCCAGUAUCAUCCGCGUCAUGGAUUGUCGGUCUCAGUAUCGUGACCGCGCAGACAGCCGGUCAUACUGGGAAAACGCAGAUAACCAAGCGCCAGGCUUCGGGUACUACAUAUGCAAGAUACCAGCAGCUGACAGCUCCAUUACCAUCUCACCACCGACCAGGCUACACUGAGAUUCGACACCAGGAAGCCACGACCGAAAUCCUCCCUCCGCAUAUCAUCCUCCAAAUGGUAGCUAGUGCAGCAACACCCACUGCAGCCGACCAACCGCUGAUUCUUCCUCAGGAGGAUUUCGUCCAACGGGCCCUUGAGAGCUUUGAUCGCAUUCCAACCGUUACUAGCCACAAGAUUGGCGUGCUUUACAUUGGGCCUGGGCAGAGUGCUGAGUCUGACUUCCUUGCAAAUACGAGCGGGACUCCCGACUUCGACCGUCUUCUCGAUGGCCUCGGGUAUGUGGUGUCGCUUGAACCACCGCUCAAUUUCAAUCCUCAAGGCCUGGAAUGCCCGCGAGACGGCAAACAUAGCAUCGCGUGGCGAGACCGGGUGGAAGAGAUCAUUUACCAUGUGCCAACUAUGAUGCCGACGGACCUCGAAGACGAUCCUCAAUGUAUCACCAAGAAAUCGCACGUUGGUAAUUGUCAUGUCAACAUCGUUUUCAACCGAUCGGGACUUGAAUGGGAGUUGGACAACUUCAAGUCCCAAUUGAAUUAUGUGAAUAUUGUGAUCCGACCUGCAUGCCGCGGCCGAGAAACACCAGAUCCAGAUUUUAUGCCAGGCUUCUACUGGGUCCGGGUGGUUACGAGAGACGAUUUGCCAAACAUAUCCCCUGCAGCCGAUCCCAAGAUCAUCUCGGCUGCUCAGCUUGGCCCCUUUGUGCGAACACUCGCGCUGAAUGCCAACAUGUUUUGCCAGACAUGGAACACAAAAGAUGACGACUUGGAAUUUCCCAGUGCAUGGAGAGCCAGGUUCCAACAGAUCAAAAGGCUCAAAGAGCGGGUGAUGAGUAAAUCAGGUGACAAGCAGGCACCCUCAGCGGUUCCAGUCGCAGUCACCAGCAGCAUAGCGCCGGGCGCAUCAACUGGUAGAAGGACUCCAGUACCAAGGGAGAAGGAUGGCACUCUAGCAUCCCAGCUAGACUUCAGUUCAUGGACCAUCUAACGAAUUUGAGAGGGAAAAAAGAGGCGCUUUGGCGACGACAAGAGACUUCAGUGACGGGAAAGGCAAAGGGGAUCACAAGCAUGGUGUUGGUGGGACCAACCGGCGGGAUAUGCGUCGAGGGCACAAGGGAGAGGAUGGGAAAAAUGCACCCUACUCUGCCGGUGGCUUGAAUCUUAUGGAUUGUAAUUUGUAUAGCAAAAGUUUUUGAUGCAAUACCUACCUACGAGUACUAUUACCCUGA
Cladophialophora immunda is the source of this 5096-nucleotide messenger RNA. RefSeq lists its product as uncharacterized. The coding region runs from base 578 to 4855 and encodes 1425 amino acids. The transcript has 3 exons. Gene Ontology annotation, biological process: regulation of small GTPase mediated signal transduction; negative regulation of TOR signaling; positive regulation of GTPase activity. The record is from RefSeq and is a predicted model, not a curated record. Gene Ontology annotation, molecular function: GTPase activator activity. NCBI's taxonomy places the organism in Eukaryota, Fungi, Ascomycota, Eurotiomycetes, Chaetothyriales, Herpotrichiellaceae. Gene Ontology annotation, cellular component: nucleus; TSC1-TSC2 complex; cytoplasm.